Messenger RNA from Anolis sagrei ordinatus, 2786 nucleotides. RefSeq names its product diacylglycerol kinase epsilon (gene DGKE). Gene Ontology annotation, molecular function: ATP-dependent diacylglycerol kinase activity. NCBI's taxonomy places the organism in Eukaryota, Metazoa, Chordata, Lepidosauria, Squamata, Anolidae. The record is from RefSeq and is a predicted model, not a curated record.
UUCUGGUUCAGAGAAGCUCAGUCUGUGGCUUCGGCCACUUCCGGUUCCGGCGAUCAACGGUGCUUGGUGGAGAUCGUGAGCCGGAUGACUUCAUUGGAAGCUGCCACAAUAUCCUGACCCACAAUGCAUAACUCAGAUUGGAAUUCAUCCUCGUACUGUCUUGAUUGGAAACCAGGACGGGGGCUGAAUUAUGCUUCAUUAGUUGGAUUUGUAUGAGUACAGAGUAAGGAACAAGGUAGCAUUGUACAUAUUACAAAGAGAGGAACAAGAUAGUAUUAUUUUUAGUAAACAGGUGGAAUGUGCUUAAUUAUUGUAAUUUUUUUAAAUUCAGGUGGUUUUGCAUUGGACCGUUUGUCUUUAGAGAUCAGCUAAAGUGAUGAACUGUCGUAAAAAAAGUAGCAUGAAGUGUUUUGGAGCAUGUCACUUCCAGAAAAAGCAAGAAGAGGUGAACAUAUUAAUAAGACAGGAGGUAGAGAUAUGGCAAUAGUGUAGAGACUUGUGGCUAAGUCUGUCUCUGUAGGGUGCUCAAAAGGAAGGAUCUUUAGUUUCAGGAAAGAGAUGUUUAAGUAUAAUUUUAGCAGUGUCACAUUAAAGGAAAAAGUGAGCUUGUGUUUCAAGAGGUGAUGAAGAGGACUCCAGGAAAGUGUUAUUAGAUUGAUAGAGUCAUUAAGAAGAUACUGCUGAUCCAAGCUAUUGAUGGAAUGUAAUUAUAAUAGCAGGAGAACUCUAGUGCAACCUGCUGUAGGUUAGCUGUCUCAUUUCUGGUUGAAUUUGACACCCCAAGGGCAAAAUAAACCCCCAAAGGAUGGAAGAGGUUAAAACCCAUAGUUCGGUUUCCCCUUCAGGACUGUUUCCAGAAUGGAGUCUCGCCUUCUGGACACUGUGUGCUGUGAUCGUGCCAAUCCUGCUCACUUUGUGGUGCAGCUUCCGGCGAUCCCGGCGGCAAGGCCAAGUGCAGGAUAUCUUGCGCAAAAGAAAGCAUGACUGGCAAGACACCGACCUCUUCAGCCAGCCGACCUAUUGCUGCAUCUGCGCUCAGCACAUCCUUCAGGGCGCUUUCUGCAACUGCUGUGGGCUUUGUGUGGAUGAAGAGUGCCUGAAGAAAGCUGACCGUCGUUUCCACUGCAAGGAAAUCAUGACGAGGGGAGAAGGCAGCAUCCGGACUUCUAUGGUGCACCACUGGAUCCGAGGCAACGUCCCGCUGUGCAGCUAUUGUGUUGUGUGCAAGCAGCAGUGUGGUACCCAGCCCAAGCUGUGUGAUUACAGGUGUAUUUGGUGUCAGCAAACAGUACAUGAUGAAUGCAUGCAGAGCUCCUUGAAAAAUGAGCAGUGUGGACUGGGAGAGUUUCACAACCUCAUCAUCCCUCCAUAUUACUUGUUCAGUGUCAGUCAGAUGCGUAAAGACAAACACACAGACUAUGGGAAGCUAGUCUCCAGCUGUGGGAAAAAUUGGACUCCUCUGAUCGUUCUGGCUAAUACUCGGAGUGGAAACAAUAUGGGGGAGACAUUGAUGGGCCAAUUUAAAAGCUUGCUAAACCCUAUUCAGGUUUUUGAACUGACCAAAACCACCCCAGCAAAAGCACUCCAGCUUUGCACCUGGCUGCCUUCCAAUUCAGCUAGAGUGUUAGUCUGUGGCGGAGAUGGCACCGUGGGCUGGGUCUUGGAUGCAAUUGAUGACAUGAAGAUUAAGGGUCAAGAGCGGUACAUCCCCCAGGUGGCAAUCUUGCCUCUGGGGACAGGUAAUGAUCUCUCCAACACCCUGGGCUGGGGGGCUGGAUAUGCCGGAGAGAUCCCAGUGGAGCAGAUUCUGCGCAAUGUCAUGGAUGCGGAUGGAAUCAAGUUGGACAGGUGGAAGGUCCAAGUAACCAAUAAAGGAUACUACAAUUUAAGAAAACUAAAGGUCUUCACAAUGAACAACUAUUUUUCCAUAGGGCCAGAUGCUCUCAUGGCCUUAAACUUUCAUGCUCAUCGUGAGAAAUCUCCCUCUCUGUUUUCCAGUAGGAUCCUUAACAAGGCUGUUUAUUUUUUCUAUGGAACCAAAGAUUGUUUAGUACAGGAAUGUAAGGAUUUGAACAAAAAGAUUGAGCUAGAGUUGGAUGGAGAGAAAAUCGACCUGCCCAGUUUGGAAGGAAUCAUAGUGCUGAAUAUCGCCUACUGGGGAGGUGGCUGUCGAUUAUGGGAAGGAAUGGGAGAUGAGCUUUACCCGCUGGCAAGGAAUGAUGAUGGAUUACUGGAAGUUGUUGGGGUGAAUGGCUCCUUUCACUGUGCACAGAUUCAAGUGAAGCUUGCAAAUCCCAUCCGGCUGGGUCAGGCCCACACUGUGAGGCUGAUCCUGAAGAAUUCCAAGAUGCCAAUGCAAGUGGAUGGAGAGCCCUGGGCACAAGGCCCCUGCACAGUGACAAUAACUCACAAGACCCACGCACUGAUGCUCUAUCACUCAAGCGAACAGACAGACGAUGAUGACGAGAUCUCCAGUGUAUCUGAGCAGGAGCCGUUAAAAGAUCAGACGGAUGAAGAUACAUAGGUCUUGGCCACAAUUUCACUUACUAGCUGGUAGUGGUAACACAGCUUGACUUUCACAGAUGAGCUUUGUACUAAAUAUUCUGGCUAUAGUAAACCUCUUAAGGCCGUGCCAUCUCUGUACUUACCUUUGGCAUGGGAGUUAACCAAGCCAUGCUUUUAGCGACUGAAGAAAGCUAAUCCAGGCUUAAGAUCAGCAUAUAAAUUUGCUUUAGUGCAUAUUGUAAUGCUGAAGUAGAGAUGAGAAUCUGGGAGAGGCACUUUCA